Rhopalosiphum padi (bird cherry-oat aphid) is the source of this 3122-nucleotide messenger RNA. RefSeq lists its product as uncharacterized. The record is from RefSeq and is a predicted model, not a curated record. Gene Ontology annotation, cellular component: membrane. Gene Ontology annotation, molecular function: taste receptor activity. Gene Ontology annotation, biological process: detection of chemical stimulus involved in sensory perception of taste; sensory perception of chemical stimulus. NCBI's taxonomy places the organism in Eukaryota, Metazoa, Arthropoda, Insecta, Hemiptera, Aphididae. Bases 59 to 3091 code for a protein of 1010 amino acids. The transcript has 19 exons.
CUUAUGAUUUCGUUUGUUUUGACAAUGUAGUAGCGUGUGGUUCGUUCGCGUCUCGACCAUGUUGCAUGAUAAUACCGAACCGGUGUAUUUAAAGCGUCGGGAUUUUGCCGAGUCCGCGUACGGACAGCAGCAGCCUCAACCAAGUGCGUUGCAGUUAGCUGAUUCGGCGUUUAAUUCAAAAGACAACACAGAAAAAAAUACCAAACUUGAAAUACAAGACGAACUUGGCAUGCCGGUAAACUACGUAAGAAUUAAAGCCUUGGAAGAUGAUAUUCGGAUGAACAUAAUUAGCGAUGAAAAUUCAUUGCACAGAGCCAUCACUCCAGUUUUAAUUUUAGCGCAAAUUUGCGCUCUUCUACCGGUUCAAGGCAUUUUAGGAAAAAAUACUAGUUAUUUAGUUUUCAAUUGGUUCAGCUGUACAGUUAUUUAUGUCUUCAUUGUGAUAGCUGCGUCUCUCUUAAUUCUUUCAUUUUCUCUCAUCAAAAUAUAUAUGACUGGACUGACGUAUUACAGCACAGGAGAAAUUAUGUUUUUCGGAAGUUCACUGGUAAUUUAUAUUCUAUUUAUUCAUUUGGCAAGGGAAUGGCCAAAAGUUAUGGAAAAAUGGGAACUAAUGGAACGUGAAAUGAGACAAUUUGGUUAUCCUCCCAAAAUGGCUUUUAAGUUCAAAAUUCUUACAAGUAUUGUAAUGGUGCUUGCUAUAACUGAACACUCUGCUUCCGUUUUAACGGGAAUAAUGAAAGCAAUUCCUUGUUCGACGGGUGGACUUGAUAUUUUUCGAGCUUAUUUCUCCAUGUCUUUUCGACAAGUCUUUACAUUAAUUAAUUAUUCACUUGUAAUAGCAAUACCUUUGGGACUUUUUAAUUUUAUGCUUGCUUGUGCUUGGAAUUAUAUGGAUUUAUUUAUUAUCAUACUAUCAAGUGCUUUGGCCGAUAAAUUUAAGCAGCUUAAUCAAAAACUAGCCAGUGUCAAAGGAAAGGUACUUCCAAGUACGUAUUGGCGGAAGUCCAGAGAAACAUAUAACCUGUUAGCAUCGUUAACUAAAGACUUUGAUGAGUUUUUGUCACCAGUGAUAUUAUUAUCAUUUGCUAACAAUUUGUACUUUAUUUGCUUACAGCUUCUAAACAGUUUGAAACCAAUGCACGAUGUUUGGGAGGCUAUUUACUUCGUGUUUUCAUUUACAUAUUUGGUUGGAAGAACAUGUGCUGUAUCUUUAUACGCCGCUUCCAUAAACGAUCAAAGCAAAAAACCAAAAGCCAUCCUAUUUUCUGUGCCGACUGAAAGUUAUGGAGUAGAGGUAGCAAGAUUCUUAAUGCAAGUGACAUCUGAUGAAUUAGCAUUGACUGGAUGUAAUUUUUUUUCAGUAACUAGAACAUUAAUGUUGACGGUUGCUGGGACCAUAGUCACAUAUGAGAUCGUAUUAAUACAAUUCAACAGUGUGAAUAGUGAAGUUAAUGAUCAAAAUAAAACUAUUAUUUAUUAUCUAUCCCCCUUACCCCCCUAUUUGACCACCACUGUGGAUAUUGAACGAUUAAGACCUUGGCUAAUACAAUUACAACAACCCCGCACAUUCAAAAUCGGAAACGGCGUGUGUGAUGAGUUUAGUUGUGUUAUAGUGACGGCAUCAGUUUUAAUAUUUUUGAUUAUGUCUAACGAAAACAUUUUCCGGCCCGUUUAUCUCAAGGACAGGAAUUUCAUUGAAUCUGGAUAUGAACGGCAGUUUAAACAAAGUUCAUUAUCCGAUUCAGCGGCCCGUUCGAGUUAUAACAUGUUUAGUUUAAAAGAAAACAAGGGAAAUAUCGCGCUUGAAAUACAAGACGAUCUUGGGAUGCCUGUAAAUUACGUGAGAAUCAAAGCACUGGAAGACAGUAUAAGGAAGGACAUAAUUAGCGAUACAAAUUCAAUGCACAAAGCCAUCACUCCUGUACUUAUUUUAGCGCAAAUGUUCGCUAUUUUACCAGUUCAAGGCAUUAGAGGACAAAACACUAGUUAUUUAGUUUUCAAUUGGUUAACCUGGUCAGUUAUGUAUAGCUUUAUUGUAAUUGGGAUGUCUAUCUUGAUGGUUUCGUUUAUAAUCUUCGACUUGUAUAAUAAUGGACUGACAUACGACAUUACUGGUGAUAUAGUAUAUUUUGGAGGUUCACUAGCGGUUUAUAUAGUUUUUAUCCAUUUGGCAAGGGAAUGGCCAAAAGUUAUGGGAAGAUGGGAACUAAUGGAACGUGAAAUGAAACAAUAUGGAUACCCACUUAAUUUGGCUUUUAAGUUUAAAAUUUUAACAAGCAUCAUUAUUUUACUCUCAUCAAUUGAACACUUUGCUAGUAUUUUAACGGGAGUAUUAAGAGUUAUACCUUGCUCAUCGGAUGGACUAGAUAUUUUUCGAGCUUACUUAUUGACAUCGUUUAAAACGGUCUUUACGUCUAUAAACUACUCGCUCUUAGUAGCUAUACCGUUGAUGUUUUUUAAUUGUCUGUUUUCUUUUGUUUGGAAUUUUAUGGAUUUAUUCAUAAUCAUACUAGCUUGUGCUUUGACCAACAGAUUCAAGCAGCUAAAUCAAAAAUUGGCCAGUGUCAGGGGAAAAGUACUUCCAAGUAUGUAUUGGCGAAAAUCUAGAGAAACAUAUAAUAUUUUAGCGUCAUUAACUCACGACUUUGAUGAAUUUCUAUCACCAGUGAUUUUAUUAUCAUUCGGUCAUAAUUUGUACUUUAUUUGCUUACAACUUCUUAAUAGUUUGAAGCCUAUGCACAGUUCUUGGGAAGCUCUAUGUUUUGCAUUUUUAUUUACAUAUCUAGUUGGAAGAACAUGCGCAGUAUCUUUGUAUGUCGCAUCCAUUAAUGAUCAAAGCAAAAAACCAAAAGGUGUAUUAUUCUCUGUGCCAGCAGAGUGUUAUGGAGUCGAGGUAGAAAGAUUUUUAACACAAGUGUCUGCUGACGAAUUAUCAUUUACUGGUUGUAAUUUUUUUUCUGUCACUAGGACGUUUAUGCUAACGGUGGCUGGAACUAUAGUCACGUACGAGAUUGUAUUGAUACAAUUUAACAAUGUGGCUAGCGGAGUCGCUGAUCAAAAUAAUACUCUUAUUAAUAUUUGUCCGUAGUUAUUAAAUUAUGCAUAGAUUGGCUGGAAAA